CCUGCCCUCCUGGAUGUGGCCUAGGCCCAGAAACAGCCUCUGAGGGCAGAAACCGGGGUCUCCCUUCGCCUGGAAAACAAAAGGUUACUCGGCUGCCUGGGCCCGGGUCCUGAGAUCGAGGCUAACUCCGUGAGGACAGAAGGUGUCCAGAAAUGCUCUCCCUAAUCCUCAAUCCCUCCCCCACCUCAUUGCUCCCUUUGACUCUGUCUGUCUCUGUCUCCCUGUGUCUCCAUGUCUGCCUCAUGAGCCUGGGUGAUCUCUUGCUGUGACUGCAUCUGACACGUGUCCUGUACCAAGUGACUUUUUAGGUGUCUCCAACGCAAGAUGUCAUUCUGCUGAGCUUUUUCAGGCUCUGUGCCCAGAUUCUGAGGCCUCUGACCAAUUUGGAGGGUAGCGUCCCAGGUCGGCAGGUCUCUGAGCUGUGGAGGGCUUGUGUCUGGGGUGACAGUCCUCUGGGCUGAUCAGGGUUCUCUCCCAGCAUGUGAGGUGUCUGAUCUGCUUUAGGUAUUGUGUCUAGAAUGCAAGGCAUGGGAGCAGUUCUGAUUUCAGGAAGUAGGGUUUGAGCUCUCCCGAGUGUCUGUGUCAAUGAUAGGACACAAUAGCGCCCCUUGGGGCUCCAUAUCCUAGGUUGUGAGAACACUGAGGUUAUUCCAAACUCACGAAAGGUGUCUGAUCCUUUUGGGGUCCUGCGUCCUGAGUGUGUCCUCCCUACCCGGUUAUGAGUCUGCACCGCAGGGGUUGAGGCUGCUGACAUGUUGAGGAGUUGCUGUGUCUCAGGUUGUAAACUCUGUGCUGUGUGGGAAUGGUGUGUCCCACACUCUGAGGUCUCCUAGGUGUUUGUUGCAGGGAACAUUGUGCCCAAGGCCUCUGUGUUCCCUGUCCCGGUCCCCUCAACUGUUUCUGUGUCCGCAUCUCAGGGUGUGCGCACUGUGGUUUUGUGGGCUUCUGGGUCCGGGCUGUGAGGUCCGUGAGGUAAUCCGUUUUCUACAUCACAGGUUCUAAAGUUGCUCACACGCACGUGGGUCUGAAUUUUAGAAUCUGAUGUCUCUGAGCAGGUUUAGUGUCUGUGUCCUCCUUCACUGAGUUCUUGGAGGGGUCUGAGUUCUGCGAACUGUUCAGUGUUGUGUGUCCAGGGUUGAGGUCUCUGAGCUGCUUGUUCCUGGGUUGUUGUCUGGGUUUUCUAUGUCACUGGGGUCUCUUGGGCUUUGUGACCCAGCCUGUGAGGUCCCUGAGGUAUCUGAGAGUGUGUGUGUCCAGGAUAGGACGUUUCAGAGCUGGUAGGAGAUGUAUGUUUUGGAGGGAGGCCUGUUCUGUCUUUGGUUCCGUGUUCCAGGGAUUGAAACGUCUGAGCUCUUUGGGAGAUCAUCUCAAGCAUGAGAGACACUGUCACAUAGCAAAGUUCAGACAUGAGUUGUUUGUGACCUUCUCCUGAUAUUUGGGUCUCACCCUGUACAGUCAGUGAGAGGUUGUCUUGAGUUGACUUUCCCAGACUCGUCCACUCCAGCCUGCCACAGCCACGCUUACUUAUCUAGACCCCUGAGUUUACACGGCCAGCUUCCUUCACAGCUGCCCCUGGGGUUGGAGUCAUGCGACUGCUUUGAGAGUCACAGGUCCCCCUCAGCACCACUUGUGGAGAUCUCACUGUGCGGAGGAGUUUCUUCUGUGUCUCUGAUAAAAGACACAGAGCAGGGACCCUCUCUCUCAGCGAUGAACAGGACCUGCCCAUGUGUUCCUGGGUCGUGUGGUCUGUCUCCUGCAAGAUGUCACUGACACCCAGAAAAUAACCUGGACACAACAUCCCUCUUGCAGCUCUCCCAGAACACAUGCAUCAAACCCGGGAUCCCCUGUGCCCUGGUGGGAUGGCAGGAGUCUCUAGCUGUUUGGAUCAUCUUCCCAAACCUUAACUUCACCUUUACAUGAUGAGGAUCUACAGAGCGGCAUCUCAGCCCUUUCCUGCAAACGCACGGUGCUUCUGAAUGCAGAAUUCGGGGCUAGGGAAGGGAGGGGACACAGGUAGAUGCCAUCUGUGGUCAGGGGGAGGUGUGGGCCCGAGACCGUCUCAGCUGAAAUGUAGGAGUAAUGGGCACAGACCAUUCAAGAGAAAUGUGUGUUGGGCUGAAGAAAGUAGAAACUACCUCCAGAGUAUCUCCUCCAUCUCUAAGACAUGCACGGUUUAAUUCUGUUAUUUUGUGAGGCUCUUUGCACCAUGACACAAGCAUGCAUAGAGGGCUCCAUCAUACAGGGGAGAACGAGACCCUGAAUGGUCUCACAGUCUAGUGGGGGAGGCAUAUGUGUUCCUUCAGGCAACAAAUAUGUAUGAAAGUCUUCUACGUGCCAGGCACUGCUUGAGGUGUAGGGAUACCUCAGGGAAGCAAAUCAACAGAAAUCCCUGCCCUGGAUCUGACAUUCCCCGAAGAGGACGUGGUAGGUGGCAGACAGCAAACCCUCCACAAGGGAAUCUAGGAAACGUUAGAAGUUAUGAACCAAAACGUACCCGAGACAGGUCUCAAUCAAUUUAGAAGUUUAUUUUGCCAAGGUUAAGGACGUGCCCCUGACACAACCUCAGGAGGUCCUGACGAAACAUCCCCAAGGUCGUCAGGGUACAGCUUCGCUUUAUACACUUUAGGGAGACAUAAGACAUCAAUCAAUGCAUGUACGACAUACAUUGAUUCCUUCUGAAAAGGCGGGACAACUACAAGUUGGCGGGCGGUGGAGGGGCGGUGGGGUCUUACAGGUCAUAAGUGGAUUCAAAGAUUUUCUGAUUGGCAAUUGCUUGAGUUUAUCUAAAGACCUCCAAUCCAUAGGAGGGAGUGUCUGGGUUAAGAUAAGGGGUUGUGGAGAUCAAGGUUCUUAUUAUGCCAAUGAAGUCCCGAGGCAGCCGGCUUCAGAGAGAAUAGACUGUAAAUAUUUCUUAUCAGACCUUAAAAGUUGCUGGACUCUUGGGAACUAAUUCUCUCCUAGACCAGGAAAAAGACCUGGAAAGGGAAAGGGAUUCUCUACAGAAUGUAGACUUCCUCACAAGAGAUGGCUUUGUAGGCCUAUUUCAAAAUGUGUCAAAGAAAUGUAUUGUUGGAUGAAACACUUUGACUUCUUUCAGGGCCUAUUUGUUAUGUGAUGCUAUACUAGUCAGGCUGGAACUUGGUGUCUUAUUGCCACAGUCUUAAGAUCUCUCCCUUAACAUAAAUGCUGGUCAGUUGUGCCUGAAUUCCAUAGGGAGAAGGGUGUAAUGACGCAUGUCUGACCCACCCUUCCCAUCAUGGCCUGAACUACUUUUUCAGGCUAACUUUGGAAAAGCUUUGGCCGAGAGGAAGGGUCCAUUCAGAUGGUUGGGGAGUGGGGCUUAGAAUUUUAUUUUUAGUUUACAAAGAUGAUGGGGGCUGUGUUAAAAAGAAAAAAUAUACAGAUCACAGUACAGGGAUUGGGAAUUGGGGGAGGCACUGGGUUAGCUGCAGGUAAAUUAUAACAGAGUGACUAGGGUAGGCUGGGUUGAGAAGGUGACAAUUUGACAAAGAUGUGAAGGGGGAGGAGUCAGUCAAGCAGAUAUCUGUGGUGAAGGCCUUCCAGACAGAGGGAGCAGUUGGAAAAAAGUCAGAGGCUGAGUCGUUCCAACAUGGCGCAGAUGCCACAAGGACACUAGCACACCAGCAGGAAGCUGAACAGAAGGCUGGAGGUGCCACGGUGACAAGGACGGGAUCCUGUCAGGCCAGAUGGACUCACCCUGUCACCCAGGUUGGACUGCACUGGCCUCAACCUCCUGAGUUCAAGUGAUCGUCCCACCUCAGCCUCCCCAGUAGCUGGGACCAUAGCUGUGCAGCAUCAUGCCUGGCUAAUUUUUUAAGUUUUUUGUUGAGAUGGUGGUCUCGCCCUGUUGCUCAGGCUGGCCUCAAACUCCUGGGCUGAAGCAGUCCUCCCACCUCAGCCUCCCAAAGUGCUUGGAUUAGAGGCGUGAGCCACCAUUCCUGGCUCCUUGGACAAUAUUUUAUUCCUCAGAUUAAGACACGUCCUUGGGAUGGGGCUGCAUUGGAUAAUUCACCGAAGGCACCGCUGAAUGGAGUGGGCCCUCAGUAAAUACCUGGAGGAAUGUGACCUGGCCAGUGAGGUUAUUUUCUUUUGUAGGUGAAAGGUGUAGCAGUCACUCGGCCUACACCCACAGCAUCGACCUUGUGAACCCAGCGACCUGACUGCCUUGGGAGAAUUGAAGCGAAUGAGAGUGGGGAGUGUGAGAGGUGCGUUUGGUGCAGCAUUUCUGGCAUGGGAACAGAACUGGCCAGGAGGAAGUGACGUCUGGGUUCUGCCCGCACACAUUCCUCGCCACCUUCUUGGUGUCUGAGAACCUCCAGCUUCACCUCCUUUUCUGGACCCGAGGGCCUGGCGGAGCUUCCAGCUGGGACCAGACCUCCAUGGAUCCACUCCAGAAACGGAAUCCAGCAUCGCCUUCCAAAUCUUCCCCGAUGACAGCUGCAGAGACUUCCCAGGAAGGUCCAGCGCCCUCUCAGCCUUCGUACUCAGAACAGCCGAUGAUGGGCCUCAGUAACCUGAGCCCCGGUCCUGGCCCCAGCCAGGCCGUGCCUCUCCCAGAGGGGCUGCUCCGCCAGCGGUACAGAGAGGAGAAGACCCUGGAAGAGCGGCGGUGGGAGAGGCUGGAGUUCCUUCAGAGGAAGAAAGCAUUCCUGCGGCAUGUGAGGAGGAGACACCGCGAUCACAUGGCCCCCUAUGCUGUUGGGAGGGAAGCCAGAAUCUCCCCAUUAGGUGACAGAAGUCAGAAUCGAUUCCGAUGUGAAUGUCGAUACUGCCAGAGCCACAGGCCGAAUCUUUCUGGGAUCCCUGGGGAGAGUAACAGGGCCCCACAUCCCUCCUCCUGGGAGACGCUGGUGCAGGGCCUCAGUGGCUUGACUCUCAGCCUAGGCACCAACCAGCCCGGGCCUCUGCCUGAAGCGGCACUCCAGCCACAGGAGACAGAGGAGAAGCGCCAGCGAGAGAGGCAGCAGGAGAGCAAAAUAAUGUUUCAGAGGCUGCUCAAGCAGUGGUUAGAGGAAAACUGAGACGUGCACCCCCAUGGGAUGGAGACCCGAAGGGACUCAGACGGAGCCGCCGUGUUGGCAGCGCCUGGGUGUGGGCCCAUUUUGGGGACCAAACAGCAAGCUGUGGUCGGAUGAGUGCCAGGACCUGUGUACCGGGACACGUGGGAGUCCUCCCAGCAUGAUGCUUGACUGACCCGAGGAAGGUCCUCAUGUUUCGUGCCUGUCAUUCUCGGAUGGCUGUGAGGCAUUCCUUGGCAAGGGACGCUGCGUACCAGCGGUCCUCACCGCAUCUCACAUGGCUCCUGUGAUGCAUGUUGUCGCUUUCCCACCCGGGAUCUCCAUCUCUCUUCCCUUCCUGCUGUCAGUAAGAGAUCACAUGUCUGUGUAGUGUGAAUGCCUUGUCGCUGUCCUGUGCUUUUGCACCAUUGAGUUGACUGCCUCUGAGAAGCAGCACUAGGCCUGUUGAAAUGCAAUGUGCUGCCCUGAGAUCCAGUUUCAAGAAUGGGCAGGUAAACGCAGUGUGGGAAAGGAAUGUGGAAUGAGAACUUGGUGGUUCACCGCUGUACUAUUUGUGUAAAUGUUUACGUAUGUGAUAAGCUACAUGUAUGUAAAUGUUGCAAUACCCCUAACAGUCGAGUAGUAGUCUCCCUUACAGGAAUUUUUGACGGGGUUCCUCAUCAUCAAUACCAAAUAAAUAUAUGUAGGAAUGGAAAA
Homo sapiens (human) is the source of this 5735-nucleotide messenger RNA. It is a transcript of the gene FAM156A, whose product is annotated as family with sequence similarity 156 member A. Gene Ontology annotation, cellular component: membrane. NCBI's taxonomy places the organism in Eukaryota, Metazoa, Chordata, Mammalia, Primates, Hominidae. The record is from RefSeq and is a predicted model, not a curated record. Bases 4401 to 5042 code for a protein of 213 amino acids. The transcript is spliced from 4 exons.